AUGGGAGUUAGAGUGAGAUUGGGGAAAAGUGGGCACCUAAAGUCGGAGGCGCGCUGCAGGGAGUGUGAAGAGCCGGAAACCAUAAAUAGAAUUUGUAACAGAAACGAUUCAGCGUUCACAAGAAUCAACCCCGAUUUCACUAGUAUUCUCCCAGCAAUCGAAGAUUCAGAGGAGAGGUCAUUCAUAAUGGGCUGUGUUAAAUCAUCGGCUUAUGAUGAUGCUGGACUUGCCCAUUUUAAUCGAGUAAGAAAACCAAGGCCAUGGAAUCAUGAUGCUGACAUUACUUUGGAACAACUCCGAGAUAUGCGCAAUGUAUUUUGGCGUAAUAUUCCCCGUUUCGGUGGCCAACUAGAGAUCUGGCAAGCGCUUCGAAGGGCUGCAGAAAGUGACUUGCCGUAUGCACAAGCAAUUAUUGAUGAAAAUCGCAUUAGACUUGUGAAUCGUGACAUGUCAAUUUGCUAUGAUGAAUUAAAUAUUAGAUAUGAGUUACCUUUGUAUGUUUUGAGUGAGCCUGAAAAUUUACUUGAUCGCCCUCGGCCAGAUCGGGUCAGGCGACCAAGUAUGAUGGAUCGUCUUCGUCGCCAAGCAUAA
Messenger RNA from Lactuca saligna, 591 nucleotides. NCBI's taxonomy places the organism in Eukaryota, Viridiplantae, Streptophyta, Magnoliopsida, Asterales, Asteraceae. The record is from the annotation of a GenBank genome assembly.